UCUAGUGACAUGCACAUGUAAAUAUACACAGUUAUCCUGCAGACAUCUUGCAGAGCAUAUUGGAUUGGAUUCAAACCAUCUGAAGUAAAAGCCCCUCUAGGUGUUUCUAUGGAGGACCUAACGGAAACUCGUGAUUAUGCUAACUUUGACCCCUACUGGUACGUAAAACACUACGUCGCCCCGGAUGAAGCCGUAAUCGGCAUGCAGACGGAUCUAGAUCAUCUCCGUCAAAUGUUCACGAAAUACAAAAUUGGUGGUAAGCGUCUGCUAGACAUAGGCACUGGUCCGACCAUACACAAUGUGAUCUCGGCUAGCCGUCACCUGGACGAGAUUUUCCUUUCUGACUACGCCCCACAAAACCUAGAAUAUCUGCAAAAAUGGCUUAAAAAGGAUAUAUCUGAACCAACAAAGAUAAUGGAUUACGUCAUCAGCCUCGAAGGUUGCAAGAUGACUGCUGAACAAAGAGAAAACGAAGUAAGAGAAAAGGUAAGAGGAAUUCUUCCUAUAGACGUGACGUCAGAAAACCCCCUCGGAACUGCCUAUGACGGGGGUAAAUUUGAUGUCAUAAUUUCGAGCAGUUGUUUAGAGGCAGUCGUGCUUGACGUUACUGGGUACGGGAGGUGUAUCGAGAAUGUAUCUUCCCUUCUGAGUAAAGGUGGGUUUUUCAUCAAUAUUGGCGACUUGGAGGGGAAAUAUUAUCAAGUAGGAUCGUAUAAGUUCCCAGGAGUGUCGAUAAAUGAACAGGAAAUAAAAUCAGCAAUGGUUCAGGCCGGAUAUGACAUCAAAUUUUACUCGGAAUUCCCUGUAACUGCUGAGGAGACGCGAUACACUGACACAAAAGGGUACUUCGUCGUUGUCGCGACAAAAUAAUUCUUUUCAGAAUAUUUUGUUUUUAUAUUAUCUAAAUCAUUUAUUAUACUUUUCUUAAAUAGAUAUUUAUAUGUUGUUGUCACUAAAACUAUCAAAAACUUA
Messenger RNA from Mizuhopecten yessoensis (Yesso scallop), 972 nucleotides. RefSeq names its product nicotinamide N-methyltransferase-like. Gene Ontology annotation, molecular function: N-methyltransferase activity. The transcript is spliced from 4 exons. NCBI's taxonomy places the organism in Eukaryota, Metazoa, Mollusca, Bivalvia, Pectinida, Pectinidae. The record is from RefSeq and is a predicted model, not a curated record. The coding region runs from base 109 to 870 and encodes 253 amino acids. Gene Ontology annotation, cellular component: cytosol.